Molecule: messenger RNA, 2058 nt
Organism: Diospyros lotus (date-plum)
Lineage: Eukaryota; Viridiplantae; Streptophyta; Magnoliopsida; Ericales; Ebenaceae
Exons: 4
Coding region: 1-2058 (685 amino acids)
Source: RefSeq, a predicted model, not a curated record
AUGGCAGAUAAUGGUAAUGGAGAUAAUCCCCUAUGUAUUCAAUAUCCACAGCUAGAUGCUAACUUUGAACUUAAGUCUGGACUGAUUCAUUUGUUGCCCAAGUUUCAUGGCCUUGCAGGGGAGGAUCCACACAAGCAUCUGAAAGAGUUUCAUGUGGUUUGCUCAACCAUGCGGCCACAAGGAGUAGAUGAAGAGCAGAUCAAGCUGAGAGCCUUCCCAUUCUCACUUGAUGGAUCAGCCAAGGAUUGGCUCUAUUACCUGCCACCAGCUGCUAUCACCAGCUGGGAUGGAUUGAAAAGGAUCUUCCUGGAAAAAUUCUUUCCAGCCUCCAGAACAGCAUCAAUAAGGAAGGAAAUUUGUGGUAUAAGGCAGAUGAGUGGUGAGACUCUACAUGAGUAUUGGGAGAGGUUCAAGAAGUUGUGUUCCAGCUGUCCUCACCAUCAGAUAAGUGACCAACUCCUAAUUCAGUAUCUCUAUGAAGGUCUAAUCCCCAUGGACAGGUACUUGGUAGAUGCUGCAAGUGGAGGAGCUUUGGCAGAGAAGACCCCAGCAGCUGCACAAGAACUGAUAUCAAAGAUGGCACAAAAUGCCCAGCAAUUUGGCACCAGAAUUAACACUCCUACAAAAGCCAUCAAUGAAGUCAAUGUGGCUGCCACUAUGGACCAGCAAAGGAUGGAAAACAAGCUUGAGGAAUUGGCUUCCAUGGUCAGGCAGUUGGCAUUAGAGAGAAAGCAACCCCAGCUUUGUGGCAUUUGCUCCUUGCCAUCCCAUACAACAGACCAAUGCCCACAGUUGCAAGAAAAUAAUGAGACAUGUGAUGAUCUUGUCAAACAACUAGCAGCCAAUACACUCCAAUUCCAACAAAAAACAGAAACCACCAUUCAAAAUUUGGAGACCCAAAUAGGCCAGCUAGCCACAAACAUCAAUGAGUUAAGGAGUCAAGGUUCCGGGCAGCUUCCUUCACAACCAGUUGCCAAUCCAAGGGGUAAUGUUAGUGCCAUCAUGCUUCGAAAUGGGAAAGAAGUAAUCAACCAAACCCCUCCACCAUCAUCAAACAUGGAGCAGCAUGUAGAGAAGCAGAAUGUAGAGGGUAGCAAAGAGCAGCAACCCUCCUCAGUCCAAGAAGCCAAGCAACCAAACUCCAGCUAUCAAGAACAAGGAGAGUCUUCCAACAUCCAGCCCCUGCCAUUCCCACAUCGAGCAACACAAAACAAGAAAAGAGCAGAGGCCGAAGUGGAUAAAGAGAUUCUGGAAACAUUCCAGAAAGUUGAAGUCAACAUUCCCCUCCUUGAAGCCAUUAGACAGAUCCCCAAGUAUGCAAAAUUUCUCAAGGAUUUGUGUACUCACAAGAGGAAGCUUAUGGGGAAUGAGAAGAUCAACCUUGGGAGAAAUGUCUCUGCCCUUAUCCAACCUGCCAUGCCAGCAAAGUGUAAAGAUCCAGGGAUGUUCUCCAUUCCUUGUACUAUAGGAGACAUGCAAUUUAGCAAUGCUUUACUAGAUUUAGGUGCAUCCAUUAAUGUCAUGCCUAACUCUAUUUAUGCUUCAUUGCAGUGUGGUCCUUUGAAGCCAACAGGAGUGGUUGUCCAACUAGCCAAUAGAAGUACUGCACACCCCACUGGAGUCCUAGAAGAUGUGCUGGUUAAGGUUAAGGAUUUAAUCUUUCCAGCAGAUUUUUAUGUUUUGAAUAUGGAAGAUAACAGCACACUUGAGCAUGCACCCUUGAUCCUAGGGAGACCAUUCUUAAAAACUGCUAGAACUAUUAUCAAUGUGCAUGAGGGUACACUUUCCAUGGAAUUUGCUGGUAACACAAUUAACUUCAAGAUACUUGAUGCCAUGAAAUUCCCUGCCGAGGAUCAUUCCACUUUUCAAGUAAAUAGAGUUGACCUGUUAGUGAAUGAAGCAUGUUCUGAGUCUUCUGAUUUAAUUGAUGAAUUCCCCACUGUGCAUGAGUUCCCAGAUACGAUUAACAUGAGUUUAGGCGAUGAUGCUCAGGUUAUUGCUGAUGUACUAUUGAUUCAUGAAAGGAAAGAGCUUGUUGUUGGGGAAAUUGAUAAUUAA